AUGAAGGACGUGAGAGGGGAGGCAUGCGCUGGCCAGGGCCCGCGCAGGCACUCCCGCAAGCGCAUCUCCCUCUCCAGACUCUCCUCAGACACCACCGCCACCCUUCCAGAGUACUCGUCCCAGCCUGCCUGGCUGCGCUCCCAACAACAACAACAACAAUCACCACAGCAGGCAGCCGACGACCUGCCCUCGGACAGACCGCCAGACUACCCAGAGAGCGCGGACGAGGCCGACGCUGAGACAGACGAGUCCGUCUCUGAGCUGCCCAUCCCGAUAAAUAUAUCCCCACACCCACACUCCCCCCGUCGCUCUCCACAUCGCUAUCCCUCCCAGGUUCGAAGACGGCAGCCGGUCGCCUCUGCGUCGGACCCCUAUCUCGAUUCUCUGCUCGAGCGCAGCGUGCACGCGCUGGAGAUGUCGAAUACGCUUCUGCAGUCGUCCAUGUCCACCCAGUCCUCGCUCGCCUUUCUGAACUCUGACCAGGGCAUCGAUCGCAGUCUUGACAAUCGUGCGCGGUUGCUUUCGUCCCGUAUGCGCUCGGAGAGGAAUUACCACGAGUCAUGGAUGGACGACCUAGAUGAGAUCACGAAGGGCGUGGAGGGUCUCUUUCCCCCUGAAGCGGGCCCCAGCUCGAUCAGCCAGUCUCUCCCUACACAUAACGAUUCUAUCCUCCGUCGCCACGCACCCCAUCGUUCCUCUUCCUCCUCCAACAACUCUGUCGACCUCUCCGACACCGGCCACCUUCGACUCUCCCAAUGGGAUCGCGACCGUCUCGUUUCCCCGCCGCCCCGCGCCCUGACGCAAUACAUCGAGUCCACAGACGCGGACGCAUUCUUGCACUUACCCUCGACCCUCGGCCUCCGUGCUUCCUCUUCUCAUUUCGCCGACCUUUCCUCGUCUUCGUCCUCUCAGCCUCCACCCUCCGCACCCGCACGCACAAUCAAUCAUACGCUCAGCCAUAGUCAUAGUACCUCGUUAUCGUCAGCCUCAUCAUCGAGAUCCUUCACACAUCCUAUAAACCCACUUGCGUCGGCUUCGACCCCGGUACUGGUUGAUAAACCAGCCGAACCGAGCACCCCAGCCUAUUCCCUCCUCUCCUCCGUCCUCUCGCGCAAAUCAUCCAACGGGUCUUCGCAGACGCAAUAUCCGAAUCGUGGCCGCACCCGUGCUUCGCCCUCGAGAUCAUCAUCGACGAGACGGGGGAGUAAUAGUAGUACUAUCACCUCCACGACGACGACCGCAGAACCUCAUCUCUCGCCCGAUCGACUCACGAGACGAUUACAAUCGCAUUCGAGGUCUCCGCCUCCUCUGCUCCGGAUCUCGACACCCCCACUCUCACCUUCCCAACCGUCAAAACGAGCAAUGACACCCCCCAUCGAAGAACUCUCCGCCUCGUCCACCUCGCCCUCCCUAUCCGGCUCCAACUCCAACUCCUCUUCAACAGACCCCAUCCUCGCCCUCCAAGCCCUGCGCAAGAUCCUCAACGAUCAACCUCCUCCCCCUCCUCCUCCCCUUCCCCCGAAGAAACAGUUCAUGCCGAAAACGCCGGCGCCGGGUCCGGCGAUUGGGAGUUCGAAUGCGACGGCGAGUAUUUCGAGGUUGUUUACGAAGGGGACGCAUACGACUUCGACGAGGGCGAGGAGUCCGCCGAGGCAGAGUGCGUUGAAGGGUGGGGCGGGGGCGAGUGGGACGCCGAGAGAGCCUAGGACGCCGGUGAGCCCGGUUACGCCUACGGGGGUUGGUGCCAGUGGGAGUAAUGGUGCGGGCGGUAGUGGGAGUGGUGGUGGGAGUGGUAGUGGAGGUGGUGGAGGGCUCGGAGGGCUCGGAGGGAUGCUUGGGACGUUGACGUUGGGAGGUUUGGUCGGACAUAGGAAUGGGAAUGGACAGAGACAUAGCGGGCCUGGGACAGAGAGCAGCGCGGCGUCGAGUGGACGAUCGACGCCGAAACGGAUAUCGUUCGCGGAGUUACCGCAAUCGUAUGCGGGAGGGGGUAGUGGACGCGGAUUCGAUAGGAAAGCGAAGGGGAAGGGGAAGAGGAAGAAGAGGGGGCCGGAUACGAAGGGAGGGAGGGGGGCGGGGGAGGAGGAAGAUGAGGGGGCGUGGUGGUUGAGUUGGUUGGUGGGGGGAUGGGGGGUGCGAGUAGUGGCGGUGGCGGAAAUGGGCGUUUUGGCGGAGGAGAGGUCGGAGGCGAGGAUGGCGAGGAAUUGGGGCGGGAGUACGAGGUUUGGGGGUGGGAUGGAGGAUUGGGCUGUUUAA
This is a messenger RNA of Stereum hirsutum FP-91666 SS1, 2256 nucleotides long. RefSeq lists its product as uncharacterized. The coding region runs from base 1 to 2256 and encodes 751 amino acids. The record is from RefSeq and is a predicted model, not a curated record. Lineage: Eukaryota; Fungi; Basidiomycota; Agaricomycetes; Russulales; Stereaceae. The transcript is spliced from 5 exons.